AAAGCGGGCGUUUCAAGCUCAAAGGCCCUUUUUUUCUUCAAAAAAGUUUUUUUUAUCCAACAAAUACAACAGUACUCUAUAUUGCUGUACCAUAAAAUUGAAUAAAAUGCUUUUGAGAGUCUGGAAGGACGUUUCAAAGCACUGUUUUCGUUAUUCUUCAUCUCUUCACAAAAAUGCAAAUGUGCAAGCUCGAGUUCAACUCGCGGCUGCGUAUAGAGGAUUGAAUUCUUACGGAUUAAAUGAAGGUGUUUGUAAUCAUUUGUCAGCUAUUGCACCAUCUAAGGAAAUUGGAAGAAAUAUUAUGUUAAUCAUUCCACAUGGAUUGCAUUGGAGUGAAGUGACGCCUUCUAAUCUAAUUGGUGUGGAUCAAAAUAAUGACGUUGUUGAAGGAACGGGAAAGCCAGAAAUAACUGCAUUGUGUAUUCAUAUGGGAAUAUAUUCUGAACAUCCUGAAGUCAGAUGCAUCAUGCAUACUCACAUGCCAUAUGCAACUUCUCUUACAUGUCUUCAAAACCCAACUUUAAGAAUGAUUCAUCAAAAUUCCACUCGUUUCCAUGAAAGAAUUGCAUAUGAUUUUGGCUAUGGAGGUUUGGGAACUAGUUUCGAAGAAGGUAGACGUCUUGGCAAAGCUUUAAAGGACAAAUGUGUUCUCUUUAUGGGAAAUCACGGUGUUAUUACAACUGCAAAUUCCAUUGCUGUUGCUUUUGACAAUAUGUAUUACUUAGAAAGAGCUGCUAUGGUUCAGGUAUUAGCAUCCAGCACACAGGUCGAUCUGAAAGAAAUGGAGCUUGAAAUAGUACAGCUGACUUCAAAGCAAAUAUGGCAAGAUUUGGAUGAGUAUGCUGAAAGUCAUCUUCAAACUGUCAUAAGGCGUUUGAUGAAAGAAUGUCCAGACUUUAAUUCAGAUUAUUAAAUAAAAUACACAAUCAGUUAUUCUCCCAAGUCUUAGAUGCCAAGAAAACAAGUCAACCAAACUAAAGCUAUCUUAGUUGAAUAACUACAUCCAUCAGAAAAGGUUUAACCCCUUUGGGGCACUGUGGUUUUGUUUGAGUUCACCAUUUUUUCCCUUUUCAGUCAAUUGUUGAAGCCACUGUGUCAGUUGGCUAGGAAAAAAAUUGGUGAUUUCAAACAAAGCCACUAAUGACCUCCAAGGGUUCAAGAAGCACAUUUCUGAAGCCUCAAAUU
Molecule: messenger RNA, 1185 nt
Organism: Uloborus diversus
Lineage: Eukaryota; Metazoa; Arthropoda; Arachnida; Araneae; Uloboridae
Exons: 5
Coding region: 107-913 (268 amino acids)
Cellular component (GO): cytoskeleton
Molecular function (GO): actin filament binding
Source: RefSeq, a predicted model, not a curated record